This is a messenger RNA of Verruconis gallopava, 5102 nucleotides long. RefSeq lists its product as uncharacterized. Lineage: Eukaryota; Fungi; Ascomycota; Dothideomycetes; Venturiales; Sympoventuriaceae. Bases 488 to 4630 code for a protein of 1380 amino acids. Gene Ontology annotation, molecular function: ATP-dependent chromatin remodeler activity; ATP binding; histone binding. Gene Ontology annotation, cellular component: nucleus. The transcript has 3 exons. The record is from RefSeq and is a predicted model, not a curated record. Gene Ontology annotation, biological process: positive regulation of transcription by RNA polymerase II.
CCUCGCUCUAGGCGCAAGUCGAACGUUCACGAGCGGCAUCCCCAUCGCAACGCCACGCCCCCCAGCAACGCAUAACACGUCCAAACUCGACCACUCAGGCGCCGUCUGCGUCGCCGCGUGUCGCCUUCUCGUCGCCGCACGCGCCCACACUCAUUUGUCCAAUUUUUUGCCCGACCCCGUCUCCGGUGAGGCGACGCCCUGCCCUCCCUCCGCACGCCGCAUCGACAGAACGCGGCCGUUCCAUCAAGAAGUACCGCCGUGCCAUCGAACCCGCAACCACUCGACCCGCCAGCGUCGUCGUCGCGACCGUAGCCAGCCCCCCGUCGCCGUCGCCAACUGUCACUACCGCGCGCCUCGCCACGCAAUUGGUCCUCCCUACCACCACAACACCACACUCGCGCAACUUCCGCGCCGGGCUACGGCCUUGGCUCUCCUUGAUCACGUACGGCAGUGAACGCCUUCCGGGAGCCGCUCCACCGCACCCAAAAUGGCCGCCGUCGGACAAGCCCAGCAGGCGAUCAAUAUGGGCCCGGCCCCUCUGCCUGCUGGCAUCACGCGUGAGCAGAUCCAGCAGACGUUCGCGAGGUUGAAGCAGAUGGAAGCAAGCGGCGUGCCCGCCGACAAUCCAGAGUACCAAAAGGCCUACAGACUGAUCAGUGCCGUACGACAGCAGACCCUUGCUGCACAGCAGAAGCAGAAGAUGAUGAACCAGCAACGUCUGGCUGCUCAACAGAUGCAGGCAGGCGGCCAACAGGAGAACGGAACGGCGCCGCAAGUCAAUCCACCGGCGACAGCGCCCAAUGGCGCAAAUGGCACUGCUGCUGUUACUGCCGCUACAGCUGGCCAUGGCCAGCCAUCUCCAUCUUUAAUCAAGGACAGCCCUGUGACGCCUGAGCAGAUGGCGCUUCUUCGUCUUCAGAUCCAGGCAUUCAAAUAUCUUGCCAAGAAUACGCCUCUGUCAGCCGAGCUGAAGAAUCAGCUGUCUCAGGCUCAGAUCAUGGCGAGGGAGUCAGCCGCCGGGAAGCAACCUCUAGCAGCAAAGCAGCAGGUUCCCUCAACCCAAGCGCCAGAGUCUUCGGCUGCUCCGCCAGGCGCGUCAGCCGACAGUGGCUCAUCCACAAGAGGUGACAAGUACGAGACAUUUACGAACCCGUAUAAAAUGUUCAAGCCUCAAAUUGGAUAUUCCGAGCAUGGAUAUCGUUCGCAGCGUCCCCAAAUCUCGAGCAUAAUACCCCUUGGCGUCGAUGUAGUGAAGCUCCUGGAAGAACGGGAGAUUAUCUUGCACAACCGGCUCAAGUCGCGGAAAGCGGAGAUCGAGAGCAUGAGUGCUAACAUAGCGGAGUGGAAGGCUGGCAGCCUCAAGGGUGGUGAGGAUGCUGCUAUCAAGCGCCGCCUGUUGAUUGAAUAUCACAAGCUUCGUCUGCAUGACAGACAGCAGGCGCUGCGCCGUGCUAUCAGCCGCGAGAUGAUGAACGCGGACAACCUCGCCAUGACUGCAAAUCGUUCUCUAUACCGCCGCCGCAAGAAGCAGAGUCUGCCCGAGGCCAGAAUCACAGAGAAGCUCGAGCAGCAGCAGCGAGAUGCUCGCGAGUCCAAAGAGAAAAAGAAGCAAACCGACUUCCUCAACUCCGUUGUGUCACAGUCGGAGAAGCUGCGCGCCGCAGCCGUCGCUUCUCACGCGCGUUACUCGCGUCUGGGACGUGCGGUCACACUGCAACAUCAAUACUUGGAGCGCGAAGAGCAAAAGCGCGUGGAGCGAACUGCCAAGCAGCGUCUGCAAGCGCUCAAAGCCAACGACGAAGAGACAUAUCUCAAACUGCUUGGACAGGCAAAGGACACGCGUAUUUCGCACCUACUUCGACAGACCGAUGGCUUCCUCAAGCAGCUUGCGGCCUCAGUCAAGGACCAGCAACGCAGCGCAAUCAAGCGCUACGGUGGCGAGCACCCCGAGCCAGAAAGCAGCAGCAGCGAAGACGAUUCGGACGGCGAGGAAGGCUCCCGACGACCAAAGGUCGACUACUAUGAGGUUGCCCACCGCAUCAAGGAAACGGUCACGGAACAGGCUUCAAGUCUUGUUGGUGGUACGCUGAAGGAAUAUCAGCUCAAGGGUCUACAAUGGAUGAUUUCCCUGUACAAUAACAACCUCAACGGUAUUCUGGCAGACGAGAUGGGCCUCGGCAAAACGAUUCAGACCAUAUCGUUGAUCACGUAUCUGAUCGAGAAGAAGAAGGAGCCUGGACCAUACCUCGUCAUCGUUCCUUUGUCGACGCUCACGAAUUGGAACAACGAAUUCGAGAAGUGGGCGCCCAGCGUCAAGAAGAUUGUCUACAAGGGUCCCCCGAAUGCACGAAGGCAGCAUCAGCAGCAGAUUCGAUGGGGCCAGUUCCAGGUCCUUCUCACCACGUAUGAGUUUAUCAUCAAGGACAGACCUAUUCUCAGCAAGAUAAAGUGGUUGCACAUGAUUGUUGACGAAGGCCAUCGUAUGAAGAACUCAAAUUCCAAGCUGAGCAGCACAAUCACACAGUACUACACCACGCGUUUCCGACUGAUCUUGACUGGCACGCCUCUUCAAAACAACCUACCUGAACUGUGGGCCUUGCUGAACUUCGUCCUGCCGAACAUCUUCAAGUCUGUCAAGUCUUUCGAUGAGUGGUUCAAUACUCCUUUUGCCAACACCGGUGGACAGGAUAAGAUGGAGCUUACGGAAGAAGAACAGUUGCUGAUCAUCAAACGUCUUCACAAAGUCCUGCGACCUUUCCUGCUUCGUCGGUUGAAGAAAGACGUCGAGGCAGAUUUGCCCGAAAAGCAAGAACGAGUCAUCAAAUGCGGCUUCUCGGCCCUGCAGGCUAAGCUGUACAAACAGCUUGUCACGCACAAUCGUAUGAUGAUCAGCGAUGGAAAGGGUGGUAAGACGGGCAUGCGCGGAUUGAGCAACAUGCUCAUGCAGCUGCGCAAGCUCUGUAACCAUCCUUUCGUUUUUGAGGAGGUCGAAGAUCAAGUCAAUCCUAAUCGUGGCACCAACGACUUGCUUUGGCGCUCGGCCGGUAAGUUCGAGCUGCUCGACCGCGUGCUGCCCAAGUUCCAGGCCACCGGUCAUCGUGUCCUUAUGUUCUUCCAAAUGACACAAAUUAUGAACAUCAUGGAGGACUUCCUUCGCCUGCGAGGAAUGAAGUACUUGCGGCUGGACGGCUCGACGAAAGCCGACGAUCGCUCGGAUCUACUCAAGCUCUUCAACGCCCCAGACUCUGAAUACUUUUGCUUCCUGUUAUCGACCCGUGCUGGAGGUCUGGGUCUGAAUCUCCAAACGGCUGACACCGUCAUCAUUUAUGAUUCUGACUGGAAUCCGCAUCAGGAUUUGCAGGCACAGGAUCGCGCCCAUCGUAUCGGUCAGAAGAACGAGGUGCGAAUUCUGCGUCUCAUCACCAGCAACUCUGUUGAGGAGAAGAUUCUCGAGCGGGCCAACUUUAAACUCGACAUGGACGGCAAAGUUAUUCAAGCUGGUAAAUUCGACAACAAGUCGACCAACGAAGAAAGAGACGCAAUGCUUAGAGUCAUGUUGGAGUCGGCAGAGAAUGCAGACAGCAUGGAGAACGAGGAGAUGGACGACGACGACUUGAACAUGUUGAUGAUGCGUAAGGAGGAAGAACUUGCCAUCUUCCAGAGGAUUGAUAGAGAGCGGGAGGAGAACUCGCCUUAUGGUCCUGGCAAGAAGUUGCCUCGUCUCAUGUCUGAGGAAGAGCUUCCAGACAUUUACUUGCAAGAGGAUAACCCGGUGGAGGAUGCCAUCGAGGAGUUCACCGGCCGCGGUGCUCGAGAGCGGACUCGCGUCAAGUACGACGACGGUCUGACGGAAGAGCAGUGGCUUGAGGCUGUCGACAAUGACGACGAUACGAUUGAGGCUGCAAUUGCUCGCAAGGAUGCCAAAAUCGCACGACGUCUGGCUAACAAGGAGAAGAAGCUCGCCGCCGCCGCUGCUGCUAACUCACCAAUGCCGUCUCGCGAUAGUUCCGAGUCACCCAUGCCCAAGAAGCGUGGUCGCAAGCCCAAGGCCGAGAAGCGCAAGCUAGACGAUAUAUCCGUCAACGGAGAUGAUGUCCCUCCACCGAAGAAACGAGGUCGACCAGCGUCGACCAAAGUCAAAGAGACGUUAACUCCUGAGCAACGCGCUACCAUUCAGGCGAUCAUGGAUAAUGUUCACGACACAUUGCUCGAUAUGAAGGAUGAGACGGGCACGUACGAGCUGGCCAAUCCAUUUAUCGAGCUGCCAUCCAAGAUCGAUUACCCAGACUACUACACGCUCAUCACACAGCCGAUUUGUCUUAACGAUAUUGGCGAUCGUAUCAACAAGAAGUAUUAUCAGAGCUUGAAACAGUUCCGCCAAGAUAUCUCUCUCAUGGUUCAGAAUUGUCGAACCUACAACGAGGAAGGCAGUCAACUGACGAUUGACGCGGGCAAGAUUGAGGAGAAAACCCUUGAAUUACUCAGGGAAGAAACUGAGGAUAAGCCGGAGUUCCAAGACUUUGACGAUGACAGCAGCAUGCAGGACAUUCGAUCUGGUGCCGUCUCCAGCGUUGGCACGCCGUUGGCUAGUGGUUUGUCUUGCGGAAGUUACUCUACACACCGAUACUAACAAACGUACCAGGUCGUUAACAAUGUACCCGACAAUGACCCACGACGACAAAAUCGCCAAGGGUGAUUGGUUUUGACUUUGCGCUUCCCAUCUUUUUCUGAUAGGGAGUCUCGUAUGGGUGGACAGUUGAUGUUGGGACUUCUUUCUUUUUCGGAACACUAAGAACAGGGGAGUUUUUUGUGUUGACUACCAAACAACCUUUCUCAUGAGAAAAAAAGAAACCGGCGUCAAGAUUGGAACCAAAGCGUAAUUGGCAAGGGGCCGGCGCAGUCUGAAAGAGAGACUAGACGACUCACUCCAUCAAACAUACUCCGUCUGGCAUUGUUGGCGAAUGCGUAUGUAUGGGGAUCUUCGACUAAGGGAGCAAUUGGCUGAUCGAGAGACAUGGGUGGCUUCUACUGUCCAGUCCUACGUGCAUGCUUGUGUGUACUAUUUAUGAAUUGAAACUGAUCACUAUCUGAGAGCUUGCUCG